This is a messenger RNA of Chlamydomonas reinhardtii, 2604 nucleotides long. RefSeq lists its product as uncharacterized. NCBI's taxonomy places the organism in Eukaryota, Viridiplantae, Chlorophyta, Chlorophyceae, Chlamydomonadales, Chlamydomonadaceae. The transcript has 3 exons. The record is from RefSeq and is a predicted model, not a curated record. Bases 694 to 1521 code for a protein of 275 amino acids.
ACACAUGCCCUAUAAAUUGUUUGCUAGCAGUAACAUGCAAUUGGGCAAGCGGCCUCCGGAAACCCUCCGUGAAGCGAUUGUUGGAGGACCUUGGCAAUGCUCGGUGGCAACCUCGGUUUGCAAGGAGAGCAAUGGCAGCUCCUUAACAAGCGGAAAACACAGGCAUUGGGGUAAUGACAAGGGGACAGGGUUUUGUGCGGCGUGUCUGAGCUAGGUCAUGGGGGACUGGUGGGCCCCAACGCGCUCUGCGCACAGCCAGCCGGCAUCGAGCUCACCACCUGCGUGGCACGUGACCCUCCAGGGAUACAUGCAUGCGUUGCAGGUAGACCGGCAGCACCAGGGCUGCCUCAGAGCGGAGUGGCGCCGGACACGGCAAUCCCACCGGGGUUAGGUAGGGUGCGUAGAUGCGCCGGGUGAUAGGCGCACGCUCCUAUGAGGAAGUCCCAGGUGCCGGUCAAUCUGCGGGUCGUGUCAGUUGGCGAUCGCAACAAUGCGCCACAUCUCUUUUUCUUGCUUAUAUGUUUAUCGGACGUCCGCCUUGACCGACAUGAGGACAGCUUUUCUGCCAUCUAGCAGGUGUGAUGGUCAGGGGAGUGACCCAUGAACCCGGUAAGGGACCGCCUGCAAUACUCACUCACAUCGCCCGCUGCUGCCUGCUGCUGCUCUAUCAACGGAGUCGGCGGCGUGUGAGCCAUGUGUAAGGGUGCCAAAGUCACAGAAUGGGCGGGGUACGGCCGCUUCCACCGCCGCCGCCACUUCCGCCGGCGCUGCUGCUUCCCGCGGCGCCACUGCUUCCACUGCCGCCGCCGCUCCCGGGGGCGCCACCGCCGCUCCCGGGGGCGCCACCACUUCCAACGCCUCCUGGCGAUGCCGGCGGGCCUGCCACCAUCAUGCUGGUGGAUCCGCGAUUGGCUUUGGGGUGGCGUAGCCCUCUUGAGGCCGACGGCCUCGAGAGGCCCCUGCCACCAAGCGCGCGGACACCCGCGCUGUCGGGGCCGCGGGCUCUGGCCUGCGGGCUGGUUCCUGCUGCCGCCGGCUGGGCGGCGGCCGUCGGCUUCGGUGGCUGAAGCUACCUGCGGCGCUGCUGGGCGUGCGAGCAGCUCUCUGGCUGCAGGAGGCCAGCUUGGCGGUGGUGGCGGUGAGCCCGGCGGUGGCGCUUGGGUGGCUGGGGUGGGCCCGGCUGCCGAGUUCAACUCCGGCUACCUCGCAACGUUCGCCAAGCUGGCCGACUGGUACACCACCAACGGCGGCACCGGCAGCAAGGCCAUCGUCCCUGAGGAAAUCUUCAAUGGCUGGACCGAUCUGUACGGCUCGCCCAACCCCCUGCUGGGCAGCGGCCUGCCCUACGACGUGGUGGACGGCACCAAGCCGUCGUACUUCCUGCAGGUCCGUACGGUCAAGACCACCGGCGCCAACUGCUGGCACAACGCCCGCUCCCUGUACGCCUCCCUGAACAAGCCAUGGAAGUCAGCCAGCCAUGGGCCUGACCGUCCACAGCGUUUACCGUCGGUUACGAGGUAACAUGUGAUUUCGCAACUUGCGCAACUGACUGCCUGCUCUCGUGCCGCCUGCUGCAAGCCCACUCCGCCUUCCGCUCUGGUAUACGUACGCAUUAGUUCCGCAACGCACGUCAAUAAGUGGGCCGCCUAAUCAGCAAGCGCCGCGGUGCACAGUGGAUAAGAGGGAUGGCAGCUUUCUUAUCAUACCGCAAUCGGGUCCCAUGAUGUUGUUGAUGAGCUGCUGGUGCGGCAAAGUGGCUCCUGAUGAUGACGGGGCUCGCUCAAAUUGCUGCCACGCCAGUGGCUAUCGCCGUGCGUUCAUUCAUCGGACACGUUGCAUGGGCGCGAUUGCGGGGCUUGGUUUAUCAAACAAAGCCGGACUGCCGUACAUGCCCGAGCACGCGUGUGUUUUGCGGCAUGUGCGUGUGUUUUUGGGGGGGAGUCUGUGCGAAUGUGCACGCGUGCACAUCCCCCCGUUUUGAUAGUAGCGAAUGCUUCCUUUCCCACACAUGCGAACCGUAGCAAGGCAGGAUGUCGAUAUGUGUUGGCAUGCAUGGCUUAUGUGAAGAAACGACGUGCAUUUCUGUGAAAUUGUGCGCAUGGCAUGUGAUGAAUGCACACGGGCGAGCAUGUUGAUGACAGGGCGGGAAUGAGAAACAGCUGGGGACAGGCACCCAAUCCCCUUCUUUGUCAUGUGCGCAUUGUGGUGGUACGUGCUGGCGGCGUGGAUGUGGUCCGCACGCACUCUUUUGUUUGCUGAGCUAACUUGUAUGGCUGACUGAGUGUGUUGGGCCUGUUGCUUGCCAGCUCUACUGUAGAAUAAAAGAUCCCUCCGGCCGCCGCACAUCAGACGUUAGGCAUGUGCAGCAUGCAGGGCCAGAGCAUGUACACAGCGCACAGCCCUGCACAGCCGCACAGGAACGUGUAUGAGGGGGGUUGGUUUGAGCUCGGGGGUUCUGAAGUUACUGAGUUUAAAGAGGCGGGGUGGGACUGGGCGGGCAUGAUCGCGCAGGUGGCUAACGUUGCGCAAGGGUGCCGCAGUUUCGAACGACAUGGACUGGGGGUCCCGGAUGCCAUGGAUGGAACGAACGCUUACUGAUUAUUA